AUGAAUUUGUCUUAUGAUUAUAAUAUAAUAAUAAAAAUUAUGGACACCAAUAUAGCUCAUUGGUCUUUACUUCCUGCGAGUCAGCAGCCUGUAUAUGAUUUCGAUGAGUUAAAAGCUGUUAUUUCCCACGUAAGCAUUUAAAUCAGUUAGCAAAUAGUCAACCAAUAGUAUCAUAUCCAGAAAUCCAAGCUUUAAAAAAUGAACUAUCAAAUUGUCAUUUCGGUAAAAAAUUAAUUUUAAUCAUAGGAGACUGCGCAGAAGCUUUUUCAGACUGUAAACCAUCAAUUUUACAAGCAAAGCUCGACACAUAUGAAAAAUAUAGGAGAGCUUUUUCGAUUAAAUCAAAAAAGGAAAUUGUAAUGAUCGGAAGAAUAGCUGGACAAUUUUCAAAGCCUAGGUCCGAUUUAUAUGAGAAUCAUGGAGGAAUUCAAAUUCCUACUUAUAGAGGAGACAUGAUUAAUGGAUUUGACCCAAAUUUCAGGCAACCAGAUCCAUAUAGGAUGAUAGAGGGUCAUACAAAGUCAUUAGACACAAUUGGAUUUAUAAGAAAUUUUCAUCGAAAUAGCCAUCAAAAAUUCUGAACCGGCCAUGAGGCUUUGUUAUUGCCUUAUGAAGAUGCUUUGACAAGAUCAAUUGAAAAUGAAUAUUUUGACACAUCGGCACAUUUUUUAUGAAUUGGAGAAAGAUGCCGAAAAUUAGGACAAGCACAUGUAGAGUUUUUAUCACAAAUUUCUAACCCCGUAGGUAUAAAAAUCGGCCCAAACGCUGAUUUAGAAGAAUUGCAAAGCAUCAUGAGAUUCUUAAACUAUGAAAAUGAAUAUGGUAAACUUAUCUUGAUACCAAGGCUUGGCAACAAUAUAAUUAGGAUGCAGUUUCCAAGUGUGGUUCAAGCUGUAAAAAGAACUGGGAUUCCACAUAUAUGGGUGAUUGACCCUAUGCAUGGGAAUACAUAUAAAACAAAUCAAGGGCUGAAGACAAGAAGUGUCAGCUCAAUUCUAAAUGAAUGUAUUGAAAGUAUAAAAAUUUUGAGAGAAAAUCGUGAGAGCUUGGGAGGAUUCCAUUUUGAAGCUUCAUAUGAAGAAGUUACAGAGUGUGUAGGAGGUAAUGCAGGAAUUACUGAAGAAAGCUUAAAUAAAAAAUACAAAACAUUGUGUGAUCCAAGGCUUAGCAGAAGUCAAAUGUUGGAAAUUCUUAAAAUUCUAGGAAGUUUGAUUGCUAAAUUCUUUUAUAAAAAAUUUUAUUUAUAAAAUAAAUAUAAAUAAAAUAAAAUUGAUUUUUUAAUAAAAAUUAUUAAAAAUGCAUAAGGUAAGAAUAACAAUGAUGAACCUUAUUUAAGCUAG
Molecule: messenger RNA, 1340 nt
Organism: Blepharisma stoltei
Lineage: Eukaryota; Ciliophora; Heterotrichea; Heterotrichida; Blepharismidae
Source: the annotation of a GenBank genome assembly